UGCAACACGCACACACGCACGCCAACAAUCACACGCGCCCGCGUAUUUUACGUGUGAGAAAUCACGUGUAUUCAUCCCUCGUAAAGGGGCGUGUAGGGCUGGCAGGGACUCAAACCCUCUGCAUUUGGAUCAGUGGAGGAACCGAGAGCGGUGGCGCACGGAGAGACGGACAGGGAGUAAAACUUAUAUUAGAUCAACCAGGACUUUUCUAUUAUUCUUUCCAUCCCUUUGACAUUUUCGGGACUGUCUAUUUGCCACUCACACUGGCCGGAUUUCACUUGUGAAAGCGCUGACUGAAAGGGAGCGAAACAAGGAGCGAGACGCUGAGAGAUCAGCGGGGAGAAGACUUGUCUGUACGCGGAGAGGAGAGCGAGUCUCCGGGCAUCGGCUGUGCGUCUUUGCGCCGUGGGGAACCGAGGACCGAUUUUGACUGCGCUGUGGUUCUCCCCCGACGUACAAAAACGGCUUUUUUGGGGAGGGGGGGGGAUAACUUGACUUGCUUUUUGUGGGGCUCUGGAGAAGAUCUGGUGUCAUUGUAACAGAAACGGAGGGAGUCUAUCGGAUCGUACACUCUGCUCCACGCAUGUUGGAAGUGGAGAGAGGAGGGCUGGAUGCCUGCGGGUUUGCGAGUCCUCAAGACGCAGCCAAGGAUUACAUCCUGCCCGGGCAUCGUUUGACGGAGUAACAGCGCAAAAAAAGAAGAAAGGAGUGGGUCAUUUCUUCAUAUAUCUUGGCUUUCUUUUGGAGAGGGAAUGGCACGGUCGGCGCUGGAGAGAGGAGUGCAGCCGGCACAGGCGAGAGGAAACAGGAGCUGAAUGGCAGGAUGCACGCGACCUGAGCCCGCUCUCAGAUCAGUUCCAACUUCGCUAAAAGAGACACUUCUGCUUUAUUUGUCGAGUUAAGAGGAGAGAAGAAUACUUGCCAAAAAAAAAAGAAAAGAAAAAGAAAACCUGUUGGAGGAGAUUAAAUUCGGAGUUUUUUUUGUAUACGUAAUUUUAUUUUUUGGUUGAGAAAACAAGGAUGCAUUGUGGAUUAGUCUUUAUCCUGUUCAUGGGAAUCCUUUUGGUGGCCAAGGCUCUCAAAAACGAUAAAUGUGGAGGCAACAUCAGGAUCUCAACCGCCAACUACCUCACCUCGCCCGGAUACCCCAUGUCUUAUCCCUCUUCUCAGAGAUGUGUGUGGGUGAUAUCUGCGCCUGGCCCCCACCAGCGGAUUCUCAUCAACUUCAAUCCGCAUUUCGAUCUGGAGGACCGGGAGUGCAAGUACGACUAUGUGGAGGUGCGAGAUGGCGUGGACGAGAGCGGCCAGCUGGUGGGGAAGUACUGCGGGAAGAUCGCUCCCUCUCCGGUCGUCUCCUCCGGAAACCAGCUCUUCAUCAAGUUUGUGUCUGACUACGAGACGCACGGAGCGGGUUUCUCCAUUCGAUAUGAGAUCUUCAAGACAGGCCCCGAAUGCUCCAGGAACUUCACCUCCAACAGCGGUGUCAUAAAGUCGCCUGGUUUCCCAGAGAAAUACCCCAACAACCUGGACUGCACCUUCAUGAUCUUUGCCCCCAAGAUGUCCGAGAUCAUCUUGGAGUUCGAGAGCUUUGAGCUGGAGCCUGACCCGACUCCCCCUACUGGUGUUUUCUGCCGCUAUGACAGACUGGAGAUCUGGGAUGGCUUCCCUGGAGUCGGCCCAUACAUUGGGAGGUACUGUGGGCAGAACACCCCGGGCAGGAUCAUCUCCUACACGGGCAUCCUGGCACUGACAAUCAACACUGACAGCGCCAUCGCUAAGGAAGGCUUUUCGGCCAACUUCACUGUAAUCGAAAGGACUGUUCCAGAGGACUUCGACUGUAGCGACCCUUUGGGAAUGGAAUCCGGAGAGAUAACAUCGGACCAAAUCAUGGCCUCAUCCCAGUACAACCCCAGCUGGUCCCCAGAGCGCUCCAGACUCAACUACUAUGAGAACGCAUGGACGCCGGCCGAGGACUCAAACAAAGAGUGGAUACAGGUGGACCUUGGCUUCUUGCGGUUCAUCUCGGCCAUUGGCACCCAGGGCGCCAUUUCCCAGGAGACCCGAAAGAUUUACUAUGUCAAGUCCUACAAAGUGGACGUCAGCUCUAAUGGAGAGGACUGGAUCACUUUGAAGGAAGGCUCCAAACAGAAGGUUUUCCAAGGCAACACCAACCCAACAGACGUUGCCAAGACGAUGCUGCCCAAACCCACGCUGACGCGCUUCGUCCGGAUCCGUCCCGUUACCUGGGAAACAGGCAUCGCACUGCGCUUCGAGGUGUAUGGAUGUAAGAUAUCAGAGUACCCGUGCUUGGGCAUGCUGGGCAUGGUAUCAGGUUUGAUCGCCGACAACCAGAUCACUGCAUCCUCCCAUACGGACCGGAGCUGGGUGCCGGAGAACGCCCGCCUGCUGACCAGCAGGACCGGGUGGACGCUGCUGCCCCAGCCCCAGCCCUUCACCAGCGAAUGGCUGCAGGUGGAUCUUGGCGAGGAUAAGCUGGUGAAGGGGUUGAUCAUCCAGGGGGGGAAGCACCGCGAGAACAAAGUCUUCAUGAAGAAGUUUCGCCUCGGCUACAGCAACAACGGCUCCGACUGGAGGAUGGUGUCGGACGCCGGCGGGAGCAAGCCACAGAUAUUCGAAGGGAAUAGCAACUACGACACUCCUGAGCUGAGGACGGUGGAGGCCCUGCUGACUCGUUUCAUCAGAAUUUACCCAGAGAGGGCCACUCCUGCUGGCAUGGGCCUGCGACUUGAGCUCCUGGGCUGUGAGAUUGAAGCUCCAACGCUCCCGCCUACCACGCUAGUCCCUAGCACUACCCCGUCGGACGAGUGUGACGACGACCAGGCGAGCUGCCACAGCGGCACAGGUGAUGACUACGAUGUGACAGGGGUUACCACGAUGCCAGAGACCACUACUGCUGAAGUGGAUACAAUCCCAGAUUUUCUGUGGUUUGCCUGCGACUUCGGCUGGGCCAAUGACCCUUCCUUCUGCAGCUGGACAUCAGAUGACACUGGCUCUAGGUGGCAGAUCCAGUCAAGCGGCACCCCCACCCUCAACACUGGGCCUAACAUGGACCACACAGGUGGAUCAGGGAACUUCAUCUACACCUUAGCGACAAGUCCCCAAGAGACGGAGGUGGCUCGGCUGGUCAGCCCCAUGGUCAGCUCCCCGGACGCAGACCUAUGUGUGUCCUUUUGGUACCACAUGUUCGGGCCUCACAUUGGCACACUGCAUAUCAAACAGCGCAAACAGACAGUUGAUGGUCCGGCUGACAUCCUGCUGUGGACGAUCAGUGGUCACCAAGGCAACCGCUGGAGGGAAGGGCGUGUCCUUGUGCCCCGCACCAACAAACCCUAUCAGGUGGUGAUCGAAGGUGUGGUGGAGAGAAAUAGCUGGGGGGACAUUGCUGUGGAUGACAUUAAGGUUCCUAAUGGACUCAGCAUGAUGGACUGUAAAGAUCCUGACGUACCCACUGAGCCGAUGCUACCAGAGGAUCGCCUCAAUGAAAUCCUUGAAGAGAUCACCGAAUACCCAGACUUUGUGGAGACCAACCAGAUCAGCGGAGCGGGCAACAUGCUGAAGACGCUCGACCCCAUCCUCAUCACCAUCAUCGCCAUGUCCGCCCUGGGCGUCUUCUUGGGUGCCAUCUGCGGCGUGGUCUUGUACUGCGCCUGCUCGCACGGCGGCAUGUCGGACAGGAACUUAUCAGCCCUGGAGAACUAUAACUUUGAACUAGUGGACGGUGUGAAGCUAAAGAAGGACAAACUCAAUGUACAGAGCUCAUACUCGGAGGCGUGAGAUGGGACUGCAAUGCGUUGGUGUGACUGUAUGAUGUGCAGAGCUCGCAGAGCGUGCACAAGACUGGCUGUAGGCAUAUCCUCUCGUAUAUCCACGAGUAGGAAGGCUCAAAAGACUGCCAACACCCUCAACUCGCUGGAUGAGGGACAGGUUCAGGAACCAAUGGGAGGUUUGGACUGAUCCACGCUUUUCUCAGGAGCUGCAGUAAAAAGAACCUACCAGUAGGGGACACUGUGUACAAAUAAAAUACAGAAGAAAAAAAAAUAUGUACAGAUGAUUUAGAUGAUAUUUUAAUUUUCUAUUUUGAUUUUCAUUCAUUUUUACAAUCGGAUGCUGGUGUUGAGACCAAUUUAUUAAUAAUGUUUAAAGUAUUUAUCUUUUUUCUGGGAAAGAAAUGUUUUUUUAAUUAUCAGUUCACGAAGGCUGUUUUUUGAAAGAGACGUAUCAAAAUCCUAAAUGAACCAUAUCCGUCAAAACUGUAGAUUUGCCCUGUGGUGUGGCAUACAGGGUGUGCCCAUAACCCAUGACCCUAAAACACGUACCCCCAUUCCCCUUUGACCGGUGUCACUCUAAAGUGAGGGUCCCAUUCAUGGCAACGUAUGGUUCGGACAGUGCCUUUAGUACAUUUCAGUUGGUCUCCUCUGUUGAUCUGGGUGUUUUUUACUGUACCUGGCUUAAGUUAUGAUGACAGGAAACAGGGGCACAUUAUCUUAUAAAUACCUGCAAAACAGGAUAACAGUCUGUCACAGCGCUUUUAAAAAAAAAUUGUUUUCUGUCCUGAAAAACACACACUGUAAAUACGUUUUAAUAUAUUUUAUUGCCCUUUUUAAAGAAAGUAAAAAAGCUGCAGUAUCCCUUUUUUCAUGGGUUCGUGUGUGUGUAAAUACAAUCUUCUGACUGUUUUGUGGACGGUGAAGUGUUAUGUUUUUUUUUUUAUUAUUUUAGAUUACCUUGCUCAGAUGAGUAAGAUUUGUGUGAUAUUACAGCGAUUUCAAUGUGCAUUCAAGCCAUUUGUCAUCGAAAAACACCCACUUGUCGAAUGAAUCAAACGGUAACAAAAAAAAAUAAAUAACAACAUUCAUUGUUGCUUUGCUUUAGCUAAGACCUAGCCUAGCUUGUCACCACCAAACGUCACUGUGGAUUGAUCACUGAAGAAGUCCUAACUGGCCAGUGCAGCUUGAAUGCACUUUGUUACUGAUUCCCUUAUGAUAGGAGCAUACUAAAAGAGGGGGUAAACACACUAACUGAAGAAUGGUGCUAUCGUUACUUUAGCUGGACACACUUGUCUCAUGAUGAACCCAGUUUGUAUUGUUCACUUGCUGUAUUGUAGCGUAAGGCCUUUCGGACCGCAAAGAGUUUAUCCGUGUUUCACGUGUAGCAGCCAUAACAUUGUGAUGUCAGAGCUGAUGUCAUUAGGACGGGACAAUGGUACAGCAGGGGAUUGAGUGGCGUCACCUGAAUCAGGUCACCUGGCCUCCCCUCCGUGGCCUUACCAAAGGAUGGUUGCCUCCUAUUUGUUCACAGGGGGUUCUCACUUAAACACAAAAUACUAGAAGACCACAGUUCAACCGAUGGUCAUCGCUCACUAAAGAACUGACUACUUGCUUGGCCCUGUCACAGCCCCCGGAGAGAAAAUCAAGAGGGGGAAUGAUAGGACACUUGUAGAGAAGAGCAAUGUGUGACUUUUUUUUUUUUUUUAUAUCUCUUUCUAAGCUCAAAAGAAGUGCAAAUAUCACCUCAAUGUGGACUCUUCAAAUCUCCAUUGAGACUCUUGUUGGCAGAAGGAUGGAUGGGUCAAUCCCACCACCAGACACUACAAGGGGAAGGGACUCUGUGUGAGAUUGACAGGAUCAGGACACGAGGGCCCCAUGGGACUGGGACUCGGUGUGUUUUUUUUCCCGCACCACAAUCAAACAAUCAAAAAACUUUGAUCCUGAGAAGGGUGACGUCUUUUACAUCCGUGUGCUUUGUGUGUCGUGCCAUGGUGAACACAUUCAGCUUGUUCAUUCUCGGAUUUGACCUUGCGUUGUCUCAACCUCUACACCUUUUCCGUCUGUGCUCACAGCUGCGGAGGACUGUAGCUCCAGCGAGGUCUGCUGAAACUAGAGAAAAAGGAUACUGUAGCGUGGAAUCCAAACAAACAAUGUUGCACUGAUAAAUAUAUUUAAGAGGUUUAUGUGUUUAUAGCGUUCAUUUGCAAAAGAACAACAGAAGAAGGUCAAAAACACAAAAAACACGUGUCAAUUUCUUUCAUCUUUUUUAUAUAUAUACAUAUAUAUAUAUAUAUAUAUAGUUUCAGAUUAUGUGAUAUAAUUCUGAAAUGUAAAAAUAUUGAGAUGUUUUCAUUAUUGAAAAAGGCAUAAAAGAUUUUUCCAACAGUAAUGUCCCUCCCCCCUCCAUUUACAUGGCUUAUUAACGCUUCGUUUUGUACUGUCAUUCGAAUUUUGUGCAGAUUUUGUUUUGUUUUUUACAAAAACAAGAAAAGGAGACUUUUAUUUUCAAUACUGCUUCUGUAAUUUGCUGUUGUAGGAAAAAAAAAAUGAAUAAACAGCAAGGCCUUAAAAAGAAAAAAGGAAUACUUGUGUUGUGAUCUGGAAUCUAAAAACUCUUUUUUGUCCCUAUUCCAGUCGGAUGUACAGCACAUCACAGCCGUGCUGUAAAGGACUAGCCAGCAGCCUCACAAGCAGCUCUUGGAAGCAACAUCUGUUUUUUUUGCAUCAAAGUAAUGUGAAAGCACUAUUACAGCAAGACAGUGAUGCAAACAAGUUAUGUCUAGUCUUUGUCUCACAGCUGCCGCUUUCCAAAGAUACAAAAUAAAAGGCAUCUUCACAUGAA
Molecule: messenger RNA, 6630 nt
Organism: Perca fluviatilis (European perch)
Lineage: Eukaryota; Metazoa; Chordata; Actinopteri; Perciformes; Percidae
Gene: nrp1a
Product: neuropilin 1a
Exons: 18
Coding region: 1021-3795 (924 amino acids)
Biological process (GO): axon guidance; vascular endothelial growth factor signaling pathway; angiogenesis
Cellular component (GO): membrane
Molecular function (GO): semaphorin receptor activity; vascular endothelial growth factor receptor activity
Source: RefSeq, a predicted model, not a curated record